Messenger RNA from Portunus trituberculatus (swimming crab), 3565 nucleotides. RefSeq names its product transcription factor Sox-10-like. The record is from RefSeq and is a predicted model, not a curated record. Gene Ontology annotation, molecular function: RNA polymerase II cis-regulatory region sequence-specific DNA binding; DNA-binding transcription factor activity, RNA polymerase II-specific. Gene Ontology annotation, cellular component: nucleus. The transcript has 4 exons. Gene Ontology annotation, biological process: regulation of transcription by RNA polymerase II. The coding region runs from base 293 to 1771 and encodes 492 amino acids. Lineage: Eukaryota; Metazoa; Arthropoda; Malacostraca; Decapoda; Portunidae.
UCGGCAGUCAGUCAACUAAGACUAAUCUAUUGGGCAUGGACAGGAGGAGCGAGGUUCAGUGCGCCCUGUGAGAUAGAGCGAGAGAGAGUGUGAGGAGUGCGAGGCUUGCUGCACGUGACGCCACCACCUCGGUUUGCAGUUCUAGUUCACUUGCUCGGACUCUUGUUGACAGUGAGCGAGGAGAGGGAGAUGAAGCGCGCCUGAAGGCCAAGGUGACGUGCAGGUUACUCGUCUUCGCGGCGUGACAAACUCCACCACCAACUGUAACUCAUUCACUGGAAAGUACGCAAAAAUGGAAACUGUGAAAAAGGAACGCGUGUCACCUCUGCUGGGGGAGACAGGAGGGACCUACGAGCCCCCCACCAGGAACUGUGUCACCUCAACACCAGCCACGCCUGUGCAAAACAGCCACGACCUCAAACCGCCCGUCAAGACUUACCUGCCCCAGCAACCCGCGCCACCACCAGCGCCGCAACCACCCCAGACCACCGCCCACCCGUCACCCACGCUGCCCACCGUCAUCACCACCGUGUCAUCCUCCCAGAACACCACCACGGCACGGGGCGCGGAGGUGACGAGCGUGGGUGUGGAUCCCGAGCUGAUUGCCGCCCAGGCGUCCAGCUUUUCCGGGGAGAUUGGCGACGCCGUGACCAAGAUACUGGAAGACUACGACUGGUCCAAGAUUCCUCUGGCGAACAAGGACGCCGCGGGUGCCAGCGAGCGGCGGAAGGUCCACGUGAAAAGGCCAAUGAACGCCUUCAUGGUCUGGGCUCAGGAGGCACGACGCAAGCUGUCCUGUACCAACCGUCAGGUGCACAACGCUGAGCUCUCCAAGUCCCUCGGCAGGAUAUGGAGAGGCAUGACGGAGGACCAAAAGCGUCCCUUCAUGGAGCGGGCUGACCACCUGCGCCGCAAACACAAGCAGGAGUACCCGGACUACAAGUACCAGCCACGGCGCAGGAAGGAGAAUGUGAAGACUGUGGGCAAACCGAACCCAGUCAAUCUGCAAGACCUUCCCCCCUCCCACCACUUCGUCAGCCCGUCCAAGGCCGGCACCUACGGCGUGGGGCUGCACCCCUUGUCCCCUCCACACUCACCGUCGGAGGCCCCUGUGGCUGGAAGGGGACACCACGAAGGGCCCGUGCCAGACACAGCCUUCGUGUCGGACUGUCUAGCGGACUCACUAGAAAGUAUCGACCGUGCUGAGAUGAAUAAGUACCUCCUCCCAGACCAGGGGCCCCCAGCGCACUACGGCACCACGCCAGCCCACGGUAGUCUCCAUGCAAUAACUACCAUGGCCACCACCAUGGCCACCAUGAAUACUGUAACCACCAUGAACACCAUGAAUUCCAUGACAACCACAGGAGGGAGCAGCCCUUGCACCGUCACCCCCACCUCCCUCACCACGCUGCCGCCCAUCGGUUCUCGCCUGCUGCCGCCUGCCCCAGUGUAUGGCGGCCCAGGCUCCCCUUACUACCCUGGGGGCGCCUCACCGCAGCCACCCAACCACGGCUCCCCAGACUUGCCCUCUGAGCUGGGCACAAAUGUAACCUCUGGAGGAGGCGGCGUGUCCCCAGGGGGCUCACCAGGGUCACCCUCAGGGGAGUUUGUUGAGCUGCAGCCACCUCGCCCCAUGAAGGAGGAGCCGCUGCCGUCCCUGCCCAUGCACAAGACCAACGUGAGCCCCUUCUUGCAUCAGAACCUGUGCUACUCCUCCCAGCCCUACGCCUUCCAGUACUCGUCCUACCCCUACGCCACCAUGUGGCACUGAGUACCCCUCCACACCGCAGUCGGCGCCAAGUACCUUCCUGUCCCGCGAUGGAGGGGAAGCUCUGUGGACGGAUAACAGGUCUCCACAAACCCCCACAAAUGCCUCACCAGCUCACAGCUCAACACCAGAUAUACUGAGUGAGCCAUGCCAGGUUUCUCAAGGGUUGGCUAGCAGGUCUGUGCCGCCGCCCCAGCAGUGGAAGACCAGCAGGUGAUACAGGCGUGUGGAGGCAGCAGCGGCUGCUCGGUGCUGAGGUGGUGGCGCCUCGUGGCCGUGUUGGCAGCGGCUGUUGGUGUUCUAGUGUGCUGUUAUGAUCUUCAUGUAAAUUACUGUCAGUCUGUUUUCUCCGAACUGAGGCCUGCCGUGAUACUCCUGGUGUGGGCGUGGCACGCACGGCGAAGCAGCGUCGCGCCUGGGCUUGCAACCUGCCGCCGGGGAAGGCAAGAACCGCACAUUCGAUGCCCCGCUCACUCAUUCCGCAGUGUAUCACUUACUACAUAUCGUAUGGAUGUUGUUUAUAAUGAAGUAUAUCUUGCAUAAGACAUUUCAUAGAUAAGACAUUUCGUGCAUGGAUCGUUAUGUACAUUUAAGAUUUGUUGCAAAUGAACAUGUUCAUGAAACGUAUUGUAGAAAAGUCAUCGUAAAAUAGUUAUUACACACGUGAUAUUUCUCCGCGAUUCCCUUCCCUGUCAGUCACUUCCUCCCAUCCGAUGCAGUAUUAUGGAAGUCUUCGUCUGCGCCCAAGUCGGUCAUGUGCAGUGCUGGUUGUUAAGAUAGCAAGGGCUUGCGUCACGGCGACUCAGCGCGCCGAUGUGACGGGCUUGAGACACACCAAAGCCCCGACUUGGUCAGGCUGCUGAUGGCGUAGCAGUUUAAUGCAGUCGUGUUUUGUAUAUAUGUAUUAGUAAUGAACACAAUGCUCCCUCUCAGCAACAUGGCUGAGUUUCGUUCUGUUAUAUAACUUGAAGUUUACGGUUAAGUAUGUUGGUAGUGAGUCAAGUCCUUCAGAGGCAGCUGAGCGCACCCGCCCCCGCUGUGCCCCACCUGUGCCCGCGGCGCUGCUGGGGACUGGACCAGCGAAGCGGUGGCUCUUCCCCCGCCCAUCCUCUAACAUUUAUCUAUAAUUACGUAUUUAUUUAAGUUUUCUUUGAUAUUUUUGUUUGUACUUAAUUUCAAGUUUAUAUUUAGUUUGUAAGUUUAUCAUAUUUCUACUUCAUCAGUAUAUGUUCAGUUCAAAAGUGCAAAACAAAUUAUCAGCACGGGACCAACAGCCAUGCGCGGCGCACGUACUUACGUAGUCUUUCACGGCUCGAGUUGCUGGCGUCGGUGGUCGGCAUAUUGCUUCUCGAGCCUUGAGCAGCUCUGGGCCUGAAGUGUUCACCGGUGACGCAAGAACAAGUGGCGUAGUUAGCGCGGCAAAGUGAGUGAGACUUCCGUGCAAAGUGAGCGAGUCCCGAGUGUUCGCGAGGAGCCGCUGAGACCAGUGAGGGACAGAACGCAGAGUUGUCACCAAGCUGUGAACCGCGAAGCAAGUGAUCCAAGUGUUUGUUUAUGUACAAUGUUUCCGAUUCAACACCCUGUACCUACGUCACUCCACAAACUUGUAAUGUAUGUAAGGUGAAACACUCAGCAGUAAACACACACACACACACACACACACACACACACACACACACACACACACACACACACACACACACACACACACACACACACGUCAAAAACAAUAAAAAAAAAACAAGAUGAAUAAUUAUUGAGCUAAUCUCAUGAGCAAAUAUAAAGUAAAGAACAUGA